Messenger RNA from Penicillium paradoxum, 2079 nucleotides. RefSeq lists its product as uncharacterized. The transcript has a single exon. The record is from RefSeq and is a predicted model, not a curated record. Lineage: Eukaryota; Fungi; Ascomycota; Eurotiomycetes; Eurotiales; Aspergillaceae. Bases 1 to 2079 code for a protein of 692 amino acids.
AUGGCGCCUUCAAGUUCGCAAUCAAGGUCCACUCGCCCUAUGCGAUCUAGCCGCACCAAGGUACAGACUUACCAGGAAGACAGUUCUUCGCAAGAGGAAUCAACAGAUUUUCGCAACGCAAGGCGUGCGUCGCUAUCGCUCCGCUCACGCAGUGCAACUCGCGUGCCGAAAUCCUAUCGUGAAGAAUCGACUGAUGCUAGUUUUGAUGAAUCCACGGAAGGAUCCCUGGAAGAGCCGGAGUCGGAAUCAUUCGUAGUUGCACCAAGCGAGGCGCAAAUUCCGGAUACUGAAUCCGCACCGACUCCGCGCCCUGCUAGAUCUCGACCUUCUCGGCGCGCCGCAACUACCCAGAAGCCCAAGCGGACUAGACAAUCAUUGAAAACCAGCAAUCAGGUUGGAAGAGGGUUUCACAAGCGUAUCAAGACAGAUGCAACUACCCCGAUAUUUAUCGGAUCAGGAGUCAUCCCUCCAUGGCAAUCACUACCCUAUUAUGUCCUUCUUGACAUUUUCUUGCGCGCAUCGCAUCCGUUACUCGACCAAAGCCGCUCGGCACGCAACGAUUCUGUCAAAUGGUUACUAAAUGUUGCUUUGCUGUGCCGGAGUUUUCAUGAACCCGCACUGGCCGCACUCUAUCACUGCCCUCCACUUCUGCCUGCCUACAAGAGCCAUGCCCUCCUUCAUUUAUUAACACAACCGGAAGAGUCACUGUCGAUGAACUAUUCCAGUAAAAUCAAAGAACUCCAUGUCGAGGUUGAACCGGUGCUCAUCUACAAAAGUGGACCCACUCUUGGUUACUUUGACCUUUCUCAAUUAAUCGGGAAGACCCCUCAGGUACACACCUUACGACUCUAUCACAAAGACGAUUACACAGUCGGGAUUCCUCCAUGGCAGAUUGUUCAGUCAAAGUGGACAUAUCCAAGCCAUGUUAUUUCUGCCAUAGAGAACCGUGGGAUCAUCCUUCGCAGCUGGGAUUGGAAUAGUCGCUUUCUAGAAACGGAUGAGCUUAUUGGGAUGAUGGUGAAAACACAUUCGCAGCGGGCAUUUCAGAAUCUGAAGGAGCUAAAGUUGCUCCAUCUUGAUGAUCCGGAUCAAGAAACAUCGGCUAUCAAAGAAGCCGGCCUUCUUGAAGCGCUUGAUAUGCUUCCAGACCUUCAACACUUGGAAUUCAUUGAAAGCUCCUUGGUGAAUGGGGAGAUCUUGAUCAAUUUGCCAAAUGGCCUUCGCUCGCUCACCCUCAAUAAUUGUGAUCGACUGUGGUCAUCAGAUCUCACAGCUUACUUAGCUUCGCACGGGACGAAUCUCCGAGAACUUAGUCUGAGCCACAACCGUCAUCUUAACAUGUCUUUUAUUCAGACUCUGGCCGAAUCUUGUGACAAUCUUGAAAUCUUCAAAAUGGACCUUUCUAUGCAUGACGGGUCCAGUUACCACGAUGUCGAACCGCAUUUUGAAGACUUACUUGUUCAGACUGAAGUUCCUACGUGGCCAGUGAAACUUCAAGAAAUUGAACUUACCCAAUUACGCAAAUGGGAUGAUGCUACAGCAGAGGUCUUUUUCACCUCGCUUGUCAAGGCAGCGCCCACACUUCGCGACCUAAGACGAUUGGCCAUCAGUGCAAUCUUGAAAAUCGGCUGGCGUGACCGGGCUACAUUUCGUGAGCGAUGGAUCAACCGGCUUGAGAAAGUUUUCUUGCGUCGAAGCCAGCCUCCAGAUCCCAAUCUCCGCUCCCUUCACAAGCGCCCCCUCGAAUCCAACACAUUCACCACGACGAAUAGAUCCAAUCAACCUGAAGCUCAAGUCGAUGAUUCAAGGCCAGUCGAAGCCGGUAGUGGAAGAUCCACUGCUUCCAAACGCCAGAGCAGUCGUCUAGCACAUCAAAAAUGUAGCGAACUCGAUGAUACUGCUAGCAGUACCUCGUUAGCGGGAACUUCACAGCCCGAAGACGAUAAGACACAGGGAAUGUGCGAUAUUGUGAACAUUCGAAUUGAUAACCAACGACCAUCCGAAUUGCAGUACAACGAAAACGAUUUCCUUGACGAUGAACUCAGUGGGGAUGAGGACUGGGCUGGUGAUGACUUUUAG